AUAAGAAUAAGAUUUUAAAACUUUAUACGAAAAAUUGUAAAAAUGCGAAUAAUAGCAAGUAAAAUAAUUUUUACGUGUUUUUUAAUCCCCGCAACUAAUCUUCAACUUCUUAUAAAUGUUAGGAAUCAGGGUGGCGACGUUAUGCAGGAGAAUAUAACGGCGAACGUCUCCGAAGACACUAUUACAUUAGAGUUCAUGCGACUGGAUGGAGUAUAUGUAUCGCAACUUGUUGAUUUUACAAAUGAAGUGGAAGCAAUGAAGCUGAUAUUGCCAGGUGAAGAGGAAUUAGGCCAGAGUGGGCAUCAGACCCUGUGUUUCCUCACACAUGCUGCACAGGCAGAUUUUAUUACUCCCGAUGCUAUGGCGAAGCUGAGACAGAAAAACCCUGGCACAGUUCGAAUGGCGGAAGAAGAUAAAGGCUGGCGACAGACAACCGCGACCGCCUGGGCGGGCAGGGCCGCGCGGCUGCUGUCUCCCGCCGCCGCCCGACACUGUGGCCCCGCCCGGGACCAGCUCUACCUGCGAGCCGCGGACUUGGCGCGAUGGGCGCCCAGACCAGGCUUAGAGCAAUCAUCAUACACGUCAGUGGUGACUCCAUUCCCUGCACACGCCCUCGCUUCAGACGUAUCAGAGGGCACUCCUCUAGCGGCCUGCGUGUCCGAACCUGAUCCCGCUAAAGACUGUAUAUGCCAUUUGGAGGUAUGCGUAAAUUGGUAUCCUUGUGGUUUGAAAUACUGCAAAGGUAAGCCCCAGGGAGGGUUGAGUUACCGCUGCGGCAUCAAGACGUGUCACCGCUGCCACCGCUACCGCCACUACGUGCGGCGCCGCGACGCCUGCCCCACCCGCGCCUGACGGCGGAGGCGGUCGCCGCGCGACGCCCUGCUCUGUAUCAUGUGGAAACUUUAUGUAUCAGACAAUAUCUCUAUUUUAAGUAUCAUGUAAAUAUUUUGCUAUGUGUUUUUAUGUUAAGAGUAAAUGGACUGUUUUUGCCAGUUUUA
Messenger RNA from Bombyx mandarina (wild silkworm), 998 nucleotides. RefSeq names its product BRICHOS-like domain-containing protein out at first (gene oaf). The record is from RefSeq and is a predicted model, not a curated record. Lineage: Eukaryota; Metazoa; Arthropoda; Insecta; Lepidoptera; Bombycidae.